Messenger RNA from Xylona heveae TC161, 1694 nucleotides. Its product is annotated as cyclin-domain-containing protein. The record is from RefSeq and is a predicted model, not a curated record. Gene Ontology annotation, molecular function: protein kinase binding; cyclin-dependent protein serine/threonine kinase regulator activity. Gene Ontology annotation, cellular component: nucleus; cyclin-dependent protein kinase holoenzyme complex. Gene Ontology annotation, biological process: regulation of cyclin-dependent protein serine/threonine kinase activity. Lineage: Eukaryota; Fungi; Ascomycota; Xylonomycetes; Xylonales; Xylonaceae. The transcript has a single exon. The coding region runs from base 370 to 1413 and encodes 347 amino acids.
UUUUCCUUUUAUUGCCGCUCAUUUCCCUCUUUUUUAUCUUGACGUCUCCGAUCUCCCCCUGUCUAUUGCCUUUAUUUUCUCUCCCGCCAUCUUUUCUUCUUUUGUUAUUUAAAUAUUGCCUACCUGCCUCUCCUGCUCCAAGUCUUGAUUCUUCUUGUUGUGACUUUUGUUCCGCUUCUACUUGACGUCAGCUGGGGCCGGUCGAUGAUGAGCCAGUGGCGGUGGCCCUCCCAACAGCCUCCAUAUCGCCUUCACGGGCGCCUUGAUUCAAAUCCUGGGCUGGGGACGUGACAAGACGAGACUAUUUAAUUUUGUCCCGUUUUCUACGUCUCUAUUAUUUUUUUUUUUUUGACAGUUAUCACGGUGACCAUGUAUCACGGCGGAGACGCUACGUCUCAUUCCAACGAGCCUACUCCGCGACCUACGCUACCUGCCGCUCCUGACCCUGCAUGUGAUACUGGAGCCGACCUGCACGAAUCCUCUCAACGUCGCGACUCGGACGAAAUCCCAGCAGCCGCAGACCUCGAUAUCUUUACUCUGAGUCCUGUCGCCGCUUUGAAGUUGCUAUGUCGCAGUAUUGACACCUUGGUUCGUAUUACCGGCGAUGUGCCCCCGACACCACCGAUCAGCCGACCUUUGACCCCCGUGUGGUCCGCCGCCGCGGCGACGCAACAAACACGAGGAGGUGGAAGUGGAGGAGGAGGAGGAGGAGGAGGAGGAGGAGGAGGAGGGUCGUCAGAACAAAGCGAGGAAUGCACAACGGCGCGUGAGGGGGAGCAGCCACACACCCCACCAAAGUCGCGGGGGUCAGACGACAGUAUUGAAGGCAUCAUUUUUCGCAAGACGUCCAUCGGCAGUCCGGAAGCAACGCCGCACGAGUCCGUUACGGCCGUCAUCGGCGCAGACGCAGAGGCGGUUGAGAUCCAGCAGGGCGCCAUCGCUCGGAAAUUUUAUUCGAAACACCCGCCGCCCAUUUCCCUGUUCGACUACCUCAUGCGCCUGCACCGGUUCUGUCCCAUGUCCACGGCCGUAUACUUGGCCAGCAGCUUCUACGUGCACAAACUAGCUGUUGAGGAAAAGACCAUUUCCGUGACCGGUCGCAAUGUGCACCGGCUCAUGCUUGGCGGGUUACGCGUCGCGAUGAAGGCGCUGGAGGAUCUGACAUACUCGCACAGUCGAUUUGCCAAGGUCGGUGGUGUCAGCGAACGCGAACUCGGCCGACUCGAAAUCAGCUUUUGCUUCCUGACGGCCUUUUCGCUCAAGGUGGAUCCCGAAAUGUUGCAGGAGCAUGCCCGUGCCCUGGAGCGCUCCCAGGGUAUGCUCGAAGCACCCCCGCCCGGCUUCACGCCCCGCUUGCCGCCGCUCAGAGCUCGCAAGUCCACCCAAGCCCACGAGAUUGCUACGGCAGUGUGAGCAAGUAUUCUUCUCGUCUACAACUCGUCUUUUUAUCAACCAGCCUCAGCGCAAGCCCCUAUGCUGCCUCGGUCGUAUAUGUUCUGUCGGGUACUUUUCGGUACUAUACCUAGCCUGCCGACACACCGCGGCCUCCGAACGAUGGCACACGGUAAACCACUCACGAGGUCGAUCUAUGGCUCAUUUGCUUGCUCGCCAUAUACGAAUGCAACCUCGAAACAAGCGUCUUGCCAUCUUGACCGUCCAUCUCGGGCGACGGGCGAAACAUUUCUCUUGUGAUC